Molecule: messenger RNA, 367 nt
Organism: Drosophila mojavensis
Lineage: Eukaryota; Metazoa; Arthropoda; Insecta; Diptera; Drosophilidae
Product: sarcotoxin-1C
Exons: 2
Coding region: 105-296 (63 amino acids)
Biological process (GO): defense response to Gram-negative bacterium; defense response to Gram-positive bacterium; antibacterial humoral response
Cellular component (GO): extracellular region
Source: RefSeq, a predicted model, not a curated record
UUCAUCAGUCACUCGGCAUCAGCAGCAGCAGCUAGUGCUACUCAACCUCCUCAAGUCUUUUCACCCAACUUCCAAGGAAUAUACUUUAAUAAUACAGCCUCAACAUGAACUUUUACAAGAUCUUCAUCUUUGUUGCGCUCAUCCUGGCAAUGAGCGUGGGUCAAUCCGAGGCUGGUUGGCUGAAGAAGAUUGGCAAAAAAAUUGAACGCAUUGGCCAGCACACACGAGAUGCCACCAUUCAGGUCUUGGGCAUAGCUCAACAAGCAGCGAACGUAGCGGCCACAGCCAGGGGCUAAUUGUAUAUAGAAUUUAUUAUUAUUUAUUUUUUAAUUAUAUUUAUUUCAUAAUUGUAAGACUUUUAUAAUAA